Neoarius graeffei (lesser salmon catfish) is the source of this 1856-nucleotide messenger RNA. RefSeq names its product cyclin A2 (gene ccna2). Gene Ontology annotation, molecular function: cyclin-dependent protein serine/threonine kinase regulator activity. The transcript has 9 exons. Bases 257 to 1540 code for a protein of 427 amino acids. The record is from RefSeq and is a predicted model, not a curated record. Gene Ontology annotation, cellular component: cyclin A2-CDK2 complex; nucleus; cytoplasm. Gene Ontology annotation, biological process: mitotic cell cycle phase transition; regulation of cyclin-dependent protein serine/threonine kinase activity. NCBI's taxonomy places the organism in Eukaryota, Metazoa, Chordata, Actinopteri, Siluriformes, Ariidae.
UUCAAUAGUCGCGGGCUACUUGAAUUGAGAAAGUAACGCUGAUCACCGCCGGGGCUGAAAGGGAACUCAGGCUGUGUUGGGAGGAAUAGAGCAGCUUUUUUUUUUUUCUUCCAUGGCUGGUUAAGUGUUAAGAUUAUGGCGCUCUUUCUUGUAGCUUAGCUCGUAUUUGCUUUAUUGUUUUUGUUAAAACGCUGCUGUUUAAAUUUUUGUCUUCCUUAGCAACAGCGACUUCUAGACGGUCGGGUAUUUCUCCAACAUGUCCUCCUCACAAGGAAGCGCGCUGGAGGGAGCAGAAGAUCUUUACCAGGAGAAUCAGGAGAACCUGCCUGCACGGCUCCGAGGAGUAAACAAGAGCAGGCUGGAGAGCCAGGAGAAUGUGCCUGCUCAUAAACCGGGCACCAGGACCGUCCUGGGCGCUCUGGCUAACAACCCACGCCGACAACCCGCUCAGCGAGCCUCUAAACAGGGCUCAGCACCCCCAGCCUGUAAAUCAGAAGACGCCAACAAAAGCUAUGUUGAGAAGCCUGCAGCCAAGCAACCUGCUUUUCAGAUUCACGUUGAUGAACCUGAUGGGGCCUGCUCCAGAAAACGAGCAUCCACCAAACAAGCGACAGUGGAUCGUUCUCCGUUAACACUCAAUCCAACUGUAACGCGGCUCAGGCAGCCUCUCGCUACUAUUGAUCUGCCUAUGGAUUGCAGUUAUGAGUCUCCCAUGGACAUGUCAAUAGUUGAGGGUGAGGAGAGGGCUGUGAAUGUAAACGAAGUUCCUGAUUAUGCUGCUGAAAUUCACACACAUCUAAGGGCAAUGGAGGUUAAGUGUAGGCCAAAAGCGGGCUACAUGAGGAAGCAGCCAGAUAUCACGAACAGCAUGCGUGCCAUCCUGGUGGACUGGCUUGUAGAAGUCGGAGAGGAGUACAAGCUCCAGAAUGAGACGUUGCACCUGGCUGUGAACUACAUUGACCGCUUCCUGUCCUCCAUGUCCGUCUUGAGGGGGAAGCUGCAGCUCGUUGGCACAGCAGCCAUGCUCUUGGCUUCGAAGUUUGAAGAGAUCUACCCCCCUGAGGUGGCAGAGUUUGUCUACAUUACUGACGACACCUACACAAAGAAACAAGUGUUAAGAAUGGAGCAUCUGGUACUGAAGGUCCUCUCUUUUGAUCUGGCAGCACCCACGAUUGUCCAGUUUCUCACCCAGUACUUCCUCAAGCAGCAAGUGUGCAACAAAGUGGAGAGCUUGUCCAUGUUUCUUGGGGAGCUAAGUUUAGUGGAUGCAGACCCCUUCCUGAAGUAUCUUCCAUCUCAGAUUGCUGCUGCCGCCUUUAUUUUGGCAAACUUCACCAUCAUGGGGGUUUCAUGGUCCAAGCCUCUGGCUGAGGUGACUGGCUAUACCUUGGAAAACCUCAUGCCAUGUAUCAAAGAUCUCCAUCAGACCUACCUCGGUGCUACUCAGCAUGCACAGCAGUCCGUCAGGGAGAAAUACAAAGGCUCAAAAUACCAUGAGGUUUCUCUACUCGAGCCCCCACAGAACCUGAUGUUGAAUUAACCUUGACGUUCCUCCUCGCAGAUUCCAGACUAACAGGAAUUGUGUACAGUCCUCACCUUACAUAAACGUGUAACUGCAAUAACGGACACCGUGUUUUGAAGGACAUGGUGAAAUUAGCAUGUGUAUAUUUUAAGGACAGUCCUGAAGGACUGCUGUUUUUAAUGCUUGAUGCAUCCAGAUAUCUUGUAGAUAAGCAUUUUUUUUUUACUUUUUUUUUAAAAAUGAAAGCAACCAAAGUGGUUUUCUUUACAAUUUUGAUGGAGAUUUUUUUUUCCACACCGAUAUCUAAAUAAACCACUGGGGUUUUCUAUAAAAA